This is a messenger RNA of Salvelinus fontinalis (brook trout), 5293 nucleotides long. RefSeq names its product NGFI-A-binding protein 1-like. The record is from RefSeq and is a predicted model, not a curated record. Gene Ontology annotation, molecular function: transcription factor binding; transcription coregulator activity. The transcript has 8 exons. Gene Ontology annotation, cellular component: nucleus. The coding region runs from base 320 to 1927 and encodes 535 amino acids. Gene Ontology annotation, biological process: negative regulation of DNA-templated transcription. NCBI's taxonomy places the organism in Eukaryota, Metazoa, Chordata, Actinopteri, Salmoniformes, Salmonidae.
AGCCUAUGUGUGGUGACACGCCAGCAUCUCCCUCCCUUCCCUGCUUACCGCGGUCGCUGCCUGGUGUGACAUGAUGCUUGGUAUUCCAUGCAGCAGCCUCCCACGCCCCGCAGCCACCCACGCCAGGAUCUGCGUCACGCAGCCGCGUGGGAGUGAGAGAGAAAUGUAGCAAGAGAGGAGCAACCAACUCGGAACAGUAGGGGAGUAGGGAUAAACCAACACUUAGCAGGUCCUUUAUACUAAACUUCUAUUACCCACACUCGUUUGGCUUCUCACCGUGAGGGGAGAAUUGAAGAGCAAGAAAGGAACGAAAGGUUGGAUGAGCGGUGCGAAGAGUUCUGCAGGGAUGGCAGCGGCGUUGCCCAGGACCCUGGGGGAGCUCCAGCUCUACAGGAUCCUCCAGAGGGCCAACCUGCUGUCCUACUACGAGGCCUUCAUCCAGCAGGGCGGCGACGACGUGCAGCAGCUGUGUGAGGCGGCCGAGGAGGAAUUUCUGGAGAUCAUGGCCCUGGUGGGCAUGGCCAGCAAGCCCCUGCAUGUACGGAGGCUCCAGAAGGCCCUGCGAGACUGGGUCACCAACCCGGCCGUGUUCAACCAGCCCCUGGCCUCUCUCCCUGUCUGCAGCAUCCCUGUCUACAAGCUAGAAGCUAACGGUAAUGCUAACGCUAGCACCCACGUCAAAGUGCCCAAACUUCAGGCGUCGGCCUGUGUGGGGGAGCCCAGGAGAGGCGAGGCGUCGGCGUCAGUGGUGGGUAGCGAGGGGGGAGGGGGUUCGGCCUCAGGGUCUCCACUGCAGAGGGGCAGCGAGCCCCGCUUCUGGGCCUCCUUGUCCUCCCACGGCGGAGGAGGGGGACCGGAGAGCGAGCGCAGCCUGUCCCCAGCAGAGUUGACCCUGGGUUUGGCUUCCCCCUCGUCCCCCCGCGGCGAAGAGGUACUAGAUGCCGCAGCGUUGAGGUCGGUGGUGGAGUGUGUGGAGCGGCUGGCCCAGGCGCUGCCCCGGAGCGACCCGGCCGACGUGAAGGAGGGGCUGAGGGGCAACAAGAAGCUGGCCAAGAUGAUCUGCCACAUCCUGGACAUGGACGAGGAUGACCCGAGGAGGGCGGAGGAGAUACGCAAGUACAGCGCCAUCUACGGACGCUUCGACUCCAAGAGGAAGGACGGCAAGCACCUUACGCUGCACGAGCUGACAGUGAACGAGGCAGCAGCUCAGUUGUGUAUGAAGGAGGUGUCCCUGCUGACCAGGAGAGAUGAGCUGUUUGGUCUGGCUAGACAGGUCUCCCGGGAGGUCACCUACAAAUACACCUACAGGACCAGCAAGUCCCGAUGCGGUGAUAGAGAUGAGAUUUCUCCCAAGAGGAUUAAAACAGAGGAGGGCUUCUUUGACCUCCAGGAGGCACUGCAGGCCAUCCACAUGAGACAAGAGACCCUGAGGGAGCAGCUGGCCACAGCCAAGUCUAAAGGAGAGGAGACCACAGGACGCAACAUCCAGCUGCAGCUGGAGCAUCUGCUGGCCAGGCAGAUGGAGAUCCUCCACGAGGCCAAGGCCCAGGACAGACUUCAGACCCUGGAGUGGAGGGUUCCUAUGGGGGGCUUCAAAUUCAGACACAGCACAGACCCAGAGCACCGCCACCAUACCAACGGAGGCUCCACUGAUAACACCAGUCUACAACCAGGGGAGAGGCCACUGAACCUGCGUGUGGCGGGUCAAAGGUCAGAUGGAGACAUACCCCUGGGGAAACAGCUAGCCAAUGAGCUGAAGAGGCAUCACAGCAACGGGGAGGGAAAGACCCCGGCGACGAGUCACCAUGGCAAUGUCGAGGGCAAAACUUUGGCCACAGAAAAUGGAAACGGGGCCGACUUCUCCCAAGGGGCUCUCAACCUUUCCGACAAGAAGACCAUCAAAUCAGAGCCAGAGGAUUCCAGAUAGCACCUCUUCUCCUCCUACUCCUCCUCCUUCCUCAUCCCUCUCUCAUAACAUAGUCGUCGGUCAAUACUAAAAAAGCACAACUGCAGUAGAGCCUUAACAACCAAUGUUGCCUCAAGUAAAGGGAUUUUACUUUUUGUUUAUUUUUUGCCAAAGCACCUAGAGAGCCUUUAUUUCUUUCCUUGUAGAAGCCCAGUUUUUUGUGUUUUCACUGACUGUGCUGAUUCCCCCACCCCUCUCUCCUUUCUUACUAUCAAGACUGAUGGCGAGUGGUCUGUAGAUGUCGUUUUUGUACAUACAUAAUUCUGACUCUGAAAAGUGUUUGUCAUUAAUGUUAUUUAAAUAUGUGCUGUGUAUAAUAAGGAAACAUAUUUCUGGUGGACUAUAGGAUGUCAGUUAUGUCCAGAUUGGGAAGAUGGAUGUCCCAGUUGUUACGAGGACAGGUUUGGCUCUGGUGUGUUAAGAGUGUACGAGGACAACACCAGAAUAUCCUGGUAGUAUUCCCUUUCACUUCGAGUCAACCAGGAUUUGGCUCAGAAAAGUCUUAUUUAAUUUGACAAUGUGGUCCGAUUUGAUCAAAGCACUAACAGUAGGGUGUGCAGGUCAUUCGGAAAGUAUUCAGACCACUUGACUUUUUCCACAUUUUGUUACGUUACAGCCUUAUUCUAAAAUGGAUUAAAUAAAAAAAUGUCCCUCAUCAAUCUGCACACAAUACCCCAUAAUGACAAAGCGAAAACAGGUUUUUAGAAAUGUUUGCCAAUGUAUAUAACAAAACAAAACAGAAAUACCAUAUUUACAUAAGUAUUCAGACCCUUUGCUAUGAGACUCAAAAUUGAGCUCAGAUGCAUCCUUUUUCCAUCGAUCCUCCUUGAGAUGUUUCUACAACUUUAUUGGAGUCCAUCUGUGGUAAAUUCAAUUGAUUGGACAUGAUUUGAAAAGACAGUUGACAGUUGACAGUGCAUGUCAGAGCCAUGAGGUCGAAGGAACCUGCUCAAGAGCGCUGAGGACCUCAGACUGGGGCGAAGGUUCACCUUCCAACAGGACAACGACCCUAUGCAUACAGCCAAGACAACGCAGGAGUGGCUUCAGGACAAGUCUCUGAAUGUCCUUGAGUGGCCCAGCCAGAGUCCGGACUUGAACCCGAUCAAACAUCUCUGGAGAGACCUGAAAAAAAGCUGUACAGCGACGCUCCCAAUCCAAUCUAACAGAGCUUGAAAGGAUCUGCAGAGAAGAAUGGGAGAAACUGCACAAAUACAGGUGUGCCAAGCUUGUAGUGUCAUACCCAAGAAGACUCGAGGAUGUAAUUUACAUUUAAGUCAUUUAGCAGACGCUCUUAUCCAGAGCGACUUACAAAUUGGAAAGUUCAUACAUAUUCAUCCUGGUCCCCACGUGGGAAUUGAACACUGGGUCCCCCCGUGGGAAUUGAACCCACAACCCUGGCGUUGCAAGCGCCAUGCUCUACCAACUGAGCCACACGGGACCACUGCUAAUCACUGCUAAAGCUGCUUCAACAAAGUACUGAGUAAAGGGUCUGAAUACUUAUGUAAAUGUGACUUUCUUUUUGGAAUUUAUUUUUGGAAAUUUGCAAAACAAUUGCAAAAGCUGUCAAAAUAAUGUCAUCAAUUUUAGAAUAAGGCUGUAAUGUAACAAAAUGUGGAAAAGGUCAAAGGGUCUGAAUACUUUCCAAAUGCACUGUAUAUGGGACGACAACUUUAUGUGAUAACGUUGGGUGUGUAUUAUAGCCAUCAAUAAUAAGCACAAGUAGUCUUAGCCGCCAUAUUUUCAAAUGGAGACGUUGACCUUCUCGAUUUUACUAAAUGGAGGGAAUUUAAAAUAGUGUGAACCACAAAACAGUAAUAACUGAAUUUGAAAGCAGGGUUUACCAUCGCACCAUCUCACUUUGAUUAGUACAAUACCAAUUGUGUGUUAGUAGAGCAAUACCAACUAGCUGUUGUUGAGGAACCCAGUGCAAAUGUCUAGUUGUCCCAGUUUUGGGGAUCUUGUUCACUGUACAGUUGUUUUAUUUCUUGUUGACUAGCGUUAGCCAUAGUCCUAGGUAACCCCGGCCCACACCCAUCCUCAAGAUGACCUGUAACAAAUAUGCACUAUUGUUUGAUUCUAAAAUGCAUCGUCAUGUUUUUAGAAUUUCCAUCAAAGUAUUUUUCACAUUUCUGAUAGUCUCCCAUGAAUGAUGUGCUGUACAUGUAUGUAUAGCAACGUUUGAGUAAUGUAGUCAAUGACAUGCAUUUCUGGGGUACUGGGGUCCUCUAUUAAUGUCACUUUAGAUCAGGAAAUUUUAGAGCCACCAUCAUAUGAUGUCAUUUGUCAGGUUUCCCUCUCAAAUUCAUAUUUUAGUCACGUACCAGUUUAGCUGUCUCGCUAAUUGUAUUGAUGUUUAAAAUGAUUACCUCUUCUUUCAGUUACACUGAUAUAUUAUGUUCUCUAUUCUCAUGCAAUAGUUAAAGGGACAAUUCACUAAAAAUAGAAAUUGUGUGAUUUACCACUUGAUGUGUUUCAUGUUUUUAGAGCACAGCAUUUGAUGACAAUGUCUACAAUGAUGUGGUUAGCUUUUGGUCAGGGGAGGCUAUCCAAAGCAUGCUGACACGUACACAAUAACCAGGAUAAGCCCUGAACAACUGCCGGGUUGAUCAUUGCAACACCAUGGAGUAAAAAAAAACAUGUGCAUUUUUAUAUUUAGUGAACAACCAAAAUGUGAGGAUAAAAUAUACAUUUUUAUAAUCUAUUAGAUGGAUGCAUUUUUGUUCAGAACACAAAUAAUUUUUAGCAUGCAAAUCUUUGUUAAUUUACCUAAGUGGGGAUUGUUAUUUAAUGGCCUAUGGGACGUCUACAUUCACCCUAUAUUUGAAAAACGUAUUUUUAAGUAAUUUGAAUGUCUCAAUAGAUUCCCCCUACUUCAUGCAACAUUUUUGGCAGUAUGAUUUAUUCAGAAAUGUUUACCUAAUUCUGUACAUGACUGUUUCUGUAUUCAAAAUAGCCAUCUCUAAAUAAGGUAAGGCAAUGACAAGUUGGCUCAUACAGAAACAGAUCAGCACCCAGGCUGCCACCAACCAGCUUCACAAAAGGAGGUUAUCUGAACCACCUUAGCUCCCUGUGAGUUCCUGUUCCUCUGCACCUACCUUUGUUCUUACACUCUGUUGAACUUGUAACGGCUUCGUAUUAUACAGUAGAAUUAUACAUUUAGAACUGUGGGAUGAAACUGUGUUUGUUGUCGAUAGAAGUUGCUCUUAUCACUGUUGUUGUUGGUAAAAACAUAAUUAGGUUAUGCAUUGUCAUGCACCCAAUUGUUUUGUAAACACUAAUAUAUUUACUUUGUUAUACAGCACAUGAACAUUAAACUUUAUUUUUUUA